AUGGCCGCACGCAAGGAACGCAGCAUUGCAAAAGACACAAUUUUCGGUUUUGUUGUUGACUAUGACGAAGUAAAUCCGUCACAAUACAAUCCACCUGCUGCUGGCUAUUUACACAAACCACCAUACCGUUCAAAAAGAGAUGCAGCACCCUCUACAGAUUAUGCUACUACUCCAGCUACAGAAUACAAAAAAGAAGAGGAAUAUAAACAACCAGCUAGUGAAUAUGCUUCUCCUCCUGGAUAUUCUCCUGCUACAAACUACCAAAAUUAUUAUAAUUAUGAAAAAACUCCAAAUAAUCCUCGUUGUGUUUGUUGCUCCCCAAGAGUUUACAGUGUUCAUCGAGACUAUGGAAAGAAAAAAUCUUAUGGAUAUGGUAGUGGAGAGGCAAAGAAGAAAUAUGGAGGAAAUGAAUACAAAAAAGGUGGAGAAUAUGGAAAUGAGGAAUAUGGAGGGGCAAAACAAGGAUAUGAAGCACCGAAGUAUGAAGCUUCGAAAUAUGAGGCACCGAAAUAUGAAGCACCUAAAGGUGGAUAUGAAGCGCCAAAAUAUGGUGGUUAUGAGGCACCUAAAGGAGGAUAUGAAGGCAAAUAUGAGGCACCUAAGGGAUAUGAAGCACCUAAAUAUGAAGCUCCAAAAUAUGAGGCACCAAAAUACGAAGCACCUAAAGGAUAUGAAGCGCCAAAAGGAGGAUAUGAAGCACCACAAUAUGAAGGCUAUGAAGGACCGCAAUAUGGACCACCGCAAGGAGAAUAUGGGGCACAAGGAGGCUAUGAAGGAGGUUAUGAACAGAAAGGCUACGGACCAGAAAAAUACAACAACAAAUAUGAAGAGCCAGCAAAACCAUAUGAACAACCACCCCCAAAUUAUGAACAACCACAAGGCUAUCAACAAUAUGGAGAAAAACAAGAAUACUAUCAAGAAAAACCAAAACAUCGCUAUGGGGACAAAUAUGGCAGCAGUUAUCAAUAUGGACGGGGAUAUAAUCAAGAAAAUAAAGAAUAUAAUAAAAAGUUGUGA
This is a messenger RNA of Meloidogyne enterolobii, 1017 nucleotides long. The record is from the annotation of a GenBank genome assembly. Lineage: Eukaryota; Metazoa; Nematoda; Chromadorea; Rhabditida; Meloidogynidae.